Molecule: messenger RNA, 6198 nt
Organism: Catharus ustulatus (Swainson's thrush)
Lineage: Eukaryota; Metazoa; Chordata; Aves; Passeriformes; Turdidae
Product: UPF0488 protein C8orf33 homolog
Exons: 6
Coding region: 2556-3653 (365 amino acids)
Source: RefSeq, a predicted model, not a curated record
CUGUGCUGCUCGGCCCUCACCGGGCCCACCUCCAGCAGCUUCUCCUUAACGACCUUCCCGGCGCUGGUGCCUUUCCUAAUCCCUGCCCAUCUCCUUAUCCUGAACAUUAUUUUCGUUUCCGGUGUUUUAGUGUGCUUUGUCCCCAGGCGGGCUGCAAACCGUAGCUUCCAUCUGCUUAGCAUGAGGCAGCCGGCGUGGAAGUACGGCACAUGGGGCCUCAAGGGCUUGUUUUUAGCCUAAAGAUAAAUUCUGUGUGUUGCCCGAGGUGCGCUAAAGGGAAAUUUCCUGGUGUGGAGACAUUAGGCGGUUGCCUGAGCUUCAGGAAAAAUGAGAAAUCUUCCAUUUGGGGCCUUUAAAAGGGGACAAGUGGAGAAAAAGAAAAAAAAUCUGUGGAAAGUUCUGGCUUGCUGGGAGUGGUGGGGUUUCCUGCUGGUAAGAGCUGUAACUUUUGUAAUGCAGGGGGCUCAUUUGGUGCUCUCCACACAGGACACGUGUCCCUGUGCUGUGUUGGUUUAUAAAUGAACUGUUAAACAGCACACCUCCAGUGUCUGAUAUCCUGGGAGAGGGGAGGAGGCCUCAGAAAACUCAGUUUUGGAAUCAGUUUUAGAGGUUCCCCGAGGUGUGUUCCAGGAGGAGCUGGAGCAGUGCAUUUCGCAACUGGAGGCAGAUACCCACCUCACCCCACAUCCCGAACUAGGUAUGUUCUUCUUUCCCAGCCCACAACACUUGUAUUCUGGCCUUCGGUGUGAUUCAGCAGAUCAGAGUGUUUUUCUGUUUCUUCUCUCCUUUGUGUUCCCUGUUCUUGUGUUAUUUGGGAUUUGUUCUAAACAUAAAACAACAUAAAGCAUUGGGCUUUAAGGACUGUGCUUCUGGAAGCAGUUUUAUCUUUCAUUGAUUUAGUGUUUGUUCUCCCUGUUUUCUGUGUUCUUUGUCAUGUUUUCUUUUUUCCAUGUAAUGGCUUGUAUGGUUCUGCUACAGCUCUGCCAUUGUUUUCCAUCUUAAGGAAAUAUUGUGCCAAUGCAUCUGGCCCUUAAACACCAGUAGGUUUAUUUUUGUGAAGCUUGUUCCAGGGAAAAAUUCUGUAAGGACAUAGUUUGAUCUUGUCAGUCCAAUUUGUAGAGCUGCAGACAUACAUCCUGCUGCUGGUCAGUACCUAACCUUGGGAGAGGGCUGUGAACCCUCUGUAAGAUGCUCAGGUGAGUGUUUGCUGGUGCACCUGAGGAUGGAGCAGUGACUCUUGUGGAACUGGCCUGGAUUGCAGCUGGCCAAACCCUUUGAAAUAAGGGUACAUGUGCUCAGGACCCUGACACUGUGAAGGUACAUCCCAUGUCUGUCCUGCCGUGGUCAGGGGUGCAUUGGGCCCGCAUCACUGGCUGAGACAAGGAGGGGAUUGUCCCACUCUGCUCUGCCCUGCCCUGGGGUAGCCUCAUCUCAAGUGCUGGAGGCACUUUGGUGCACUACAAUAUCAGAAGGAUCUAAAAAUGUUAGAGUGUCCAAAGGGAUGGACACGAGGAUGGGGAAGGGUCUCAAGGGGAAGCCAUAGGAGCAGCAGCUGAGGGCACUUGGUUUGUUCAGCUGAGGAGAUGGAGCACAGAGCUCACCUGGGCUACAGCUCCUCCUGAGGGGCAGCUCCAAUCCCUGCUCCCUGUGACCAGGGGCAGGAUCUGAGGAAAUGGCUGGAGCUAUGUUAGGGGGUGAUUAUUAAAGGCUGGAUGUUAGGGAAAGGUUCUUUCCCCAGAGGGUGGUCGGGCACUGCAGCCAGGAGAGGUGGGAUGUUCCCAUUCACAGUACUACUCUCAAGUUGUUCUGUGGCUUAAGAUAAGUGAGAUAAAAACUACAAGACUAUUAUUUAGGAUUUCCAAAUGGCAAUCUUGGGGACCACUGUCACAGAACAACUCUGGUUUUUUUAGAGAAUUUGUUCUAACACAAAAACUUUUGAUUCCUGUUGUGGUCAGGCUGGUUUGUAAGAGAGUCAAGCAAGAGUCCUGCUUUUCAGGGUAUGCUCUCUGUUCAGAUUUUUUUCCAGUUUUCCAGAGAAGAGACACUGAGCUAGGUUCUGGGAUUAGUCUUCACCUUGAGGGAAAGACUGCUAAGCCCUCUGCAGCUUCUGUGCCAUUAGCAAUGCACUUACUGCAGUGUAAGAGUCCAACUGUAUGUAGUAAGCAGUUAAAGUUUUUUUUCCCUCUGUAGGAACAUCUCACCGUAUUUGAGCUUCUAGAAGCACUUGGAGUUCCCUUUCCCUUUCAAUUGAAUGCUAUUUAUGGAUUAGUCAGAGGUGGUAUGAACACAGAGCACAUUCAGAGAAGAGUCAGUCAUCAGCAUCCCUCGAUGUGGAUUUUAAGGCCCACCAUAAACUGUUUCUUGUCUUUCUUGGUGUUUUCUGAGUGCAACAGAAGAGACCAACGACAUUUGCAAGGUCCUGUGCUCCCUUGAGAGUCCUAUUGCAGAGAAGCAAAAAGUGAAGAGCAAUGUGUUUGGGGAUUGUCAUCUCAAGAUGGAUGAGGGUCAGAAGAGUGUGGAGAAGGGUGAGCUUGAGCUGUCCCUGAGGGGAUGGCAUGAGGCCUGAUACUGUGGAAGUACAGCCAAGCAAGGGGCAGGCUGUAGAUGCUGUAAAACAGUCUGACCCAACCCCUGAGGCAAAGCCAGAAUUGUUCACAUCAUCUCGCAGCAACUUCCGAUUUGAUUUUACAAUUUCUGAGACUGACUCUGGUGACAGUGGUGCUGAACAGGUACAAAACAAUGUCAGAGCCAUCAAGCAGGAGAAUUGGAAUGGAGCCUUGAAGUUUGCUGCCUCUGGACAAGAACCCAAGUUUGCUUUCAACUUUUCUAUCCCAGAUGAAGACUGUCCUCAUCUUCAGUUACUUCCAGUGAGCCAAUAUACAGAGCACACAGCAGAUCCUUCACUGCCUGCUGAAUCAGCAGCUCUGCCACAGGCUGCAGCCUUGCAGAAACCUGAGGUGACUCAAGUGACAGGGAGUGUACCCAAAGAAGAUAGAAGCCAUGUCACUUCAAAGAUCCCCCAAACAGAGACAAUCCCUGUAGAUGAGGCAGGGACAGAGAAAUCAACAGGUGGAGCUGCCCAGAAGAAGAAAAAGAAGAAACAAAAACUGCCUGUCAGUAAAAACAAAACAGAAGAAAUUGAGACCAGCAGGAUGGCAAAAGCAGAAGCUAACAGCUGUCAAAAUACAGAUACUUCCCAUCAGGAUGAGAAAACCUUUCAGCAGUUAGAUGAGCAGCUGCGGAAGGAGGUGGACUGGUGUGUGAACCAGCUGGAACUCGGCUUGAAGACACAGAAACCCACUCCAAAGCAGGCUGAGGAGGCUCUCAGGGCAAUCAGGACACUGCGCAGCGACAAGGCUCCACUGGUGAAGAAGCGUCAGCUCAUGAGAGCCAUGUUUGGAGACUACAGGAAGAAGAUGCAGGAAGAGCUGUGCAGAGAGCUGAAGCUUAUGGAAACAGCUGCAAAAUCUGCCAGGAUCGUGGAGUUGAAGGGAAGCAUCCGCAAGAAGAAUGGCCAGUUCAUCCGGAAGUGCUUGGGAGCUUGCAGGAAAAGCCAAGGUUCAGCAGAAUCCCAUUCAGAGUCACACAGGACACUUAACACAGGCUUAUUCAAUUUCACAACUCCCCAAGAAUUUUGCUUUAAUUUCUUCUAGAAAAGUCACUUUGACUAAAACAGUGCCAGAUCUCCUGUAAACUGAAGAAUGGUGGAAUGGUGCUGUGCAGUAGAAAAUGUCAUGCAUGAAUCUCUGGUCCUCUUCUAGGGUGCCUUACCUAGAAGUUUAAACCAGAUCUGCCUACUGUGCAUAUGACUCCAAAACUCAGCCUACAUAAGUGCUCCUCUGUGCUAACACUGGAGAGAGGCACCUGUGGAAGGGUCUGCUUUCUUUCCUGUAGAAUUGACAUUAACUGUAGAAUCUGUCAUUUAUACCAUGAGAUUUUCCCUUUCUCCUGUUGCUUUUAAAUAGAGCACAGUCUUUCUAGCAGCUGAGGCAACAAUGCAUACAACAGGCAAUUGUUUGGAAUUGAGAUUCAGCAGUGGAUAGCUGGGUGCUUCCGUAUCCUGAGUCUGUGUGAAUACAGCUUCUGGCACCCAGCAAACACCAGCAGUGUUUGACAUGGGAGGAGCACGAGCUCAGGGUCUUUGGGGGAAAGUGAGUGAGAACCAUUUUUGCUCAUUCACCUCUUUCACUGACAGGUGAAUAAAGCUGCACAUCAUGGUUUAAUCCAUCCUAGGGAUAUAAGGACAGUUGUUCCCAGGAAAACAAAGAAAAUUUUUGUUGCUGAAGCCAGGUUCUGGACAGCUAGGAAGGAUGUGCAAUCAACUCUUAAAUAAAGUUUAUUUUAUAAGUAGCUCAGUUACUGCCACAGUGCCUCAGAGGGAAAAUAAGCUGCAUGCCAGCCUUGGGUGGUCGUAAAAUCAACUGUCACAGCCCAAAGACUCUCUUCCAUUUGAUUUUUAUUAAAUUUUGGCUAUGUGAAUAUGUCUCUAGUCAAUACUGCUUGAGUCACUGAACCCAUCUCUUAAGUUCAUGCAGAAAAUCUUCCCACCAAGCCUAGAAAAUUCUGAAGGAAGUACUGUGAAAGGCUACAUGGUAUCAGGUGUCCCUAGGGAGCGAUGCUUUCCUCCCUUUUAUAGUCCAGUCACCCUGUGUGGAAGGUGAGAAACGGGAGUGUAGGCAGAUUCCAGGGAGUGCUUAGAGCAGCUGAAAGAUGGUGAAAAACAUUGGCUGUGAAAGACUAAAAACCUGAUUGUAGCUCUAAAAAAUUUAUUUUAUUACUAAGCUCUGAUGCAGGCAGUUGCAUCUGCGAGACUUUGGGGUUUUUUUUAUUUUAAUUUUUAAAAAGAAUAUUUUAAAGAAUUCAUGUCUGGGCAUAAGGAGAAACUGAACCUGGGUAACAUAUAUGAUGAGAAACAUCAUAUAAGGAGAAAUAAAUUUGUCUUUUGGAAGUCUGUAGGUGAAAACUGGAAAUCAAGGUGUACACAGUUUAUUUGCCAAGCAACACAGCUGUUACUUUGAAUGUAUAGAACAAUCUUAGACAGUAUUUUUGGUUUUUUUCAUUUCCAGGAUUUUACAUUAAACAUACAAAAGCUAUAUCCUUGUCACACUUUUUGUGUUUUCAUGCCAUUUACUGAGAUUCAAGAGCAUCGUCUACAUGACCUUGGAACUACCUUGACCUUGGAAGCUGUUUGCUUCCCUGGCUGAUUAUGCAGGAGAUGUCUGGGAAAUACUUAUUUUUUUCCUUGUCAUAUCUCAGGUAAAGCUAGUGCUGCUAAAAUACUAUAAAAUCCUUGCUGCAGAAGGCUGCAGAAGUAUUUUGGAAAGCAUUCUUACAUAAUGUUCAUGCUGUUAAUUAGGCAUUCACAAUUAGACUAAAGAUACCAGUGAGGUGGAUGUUUGGUGUAACCUGAUCCAGCAGUUAUCUUCAAAGGGGUCAGAGAAAACUCUAUUCUAAUAUGAGAACAACUCCUGUGGUUUUCUAGAGGUCUGAAUAAUGCUGACCUGAAAAGCCAGUUGCUUUUUCUGUACUUCAUUACUGGAGGACUUAUAUAUGUGUGUGUGGGAAGGCAGAUGUUCAUCAGUGUGAUACCUUGUGUCCUUGAGUGUCAUGUUGGAUCAGUUCCACGAGUCAGCCAUGGGAUCUUAGACAAAGCAUUUUGCCUUUUUCCUAUCUACUCCCUGUUUUUAUAGUUAAGGUGAUGCCUCCUGAGUUUUUGACAGAUGUGCCCAAAUUAUUUCAUUAGUGAUUGUAUCGUGAAGAAGUGUCUGAAACUACGCAGUCUGUACUUUACUUUUAAGCUUUGCUGUAUUAUGUGUGUUUGAAAGGAAACAAGUAAUAGUAUUAGAAGUUAGGAAAUGCCAUGGCUGCUCCAUCCAUCCUUUCCCCUUUAGAGAGACCACAGUGCAAUCUUAAGGAUGUUUUUUAAAUACUGUGUUUUCCUCUUUUAGCAUUUCUUUAUUCUGGACUUCAGUGCUGUUCAGGGUUUCAGUGAUGUCUCUUAGUACAGUGGUGUCAGAUUUGGGUCAGGACUUUGCUCUACUAGUGACUGUAGUCUUGGUCUAUGCCCCAAGGCAUUAAUGAUGUACAGCAGUGAGGGAGAAGGGAGUUAUUCUGAUUUACCUGGACAUCCCUGAUCCACUGCUCUUGCUUUUUUGGAAAUGUAUCUCAGUUUUAAUAAAAAGUUAAGCUCAAUUCUGA